This is a messenger RNA of Oryza sativa Japonica Group (Japanese rice), 4328 nucleotides long. The record is from RefSeq and is a predicted model, not a curated record. Lineage: Eukaryota; Viridiplantae; Streptophyta; Magnoliopsida; Poales; Poaceae.
GCGUCUGUGCCUGUGCCUGUGCCUGUGCCUGUGCUUGUGCCCAACAAGAGGAGAGCAAAAUUUCCCCUCGUCGUCAGCUCGCUCGCCUGCGCCACCGCCGACCCCCCAUCCAUCCCUCCCCGGCGACGGCGACCGGAGCAGAGGGGGGUUAGGCUCGCCGCCGCCGCCGCCGCCGCCGCUUCUGCUGCUUCUCCCGCCGCCCCGCAUCGCAUCUAUCCCGUAAUGAUGGGGGUUACCACCACGCUCAACGAGGACACUGAACCCUCUAUUCCACCUGGAUUUGGACCUUUUGCUACCCUUCCGUUAUGGGGAAUCCACAAUGAUGCCAAACCUGCUGUUACUCAUUCUACUCCUGUUCAAGCAUUGCAAAGCAUUAGAAAAGACAGCGAAGAAUGCCAACCCAGUGCGGCUGUGUCUCGGAGUGAUACACCUUGCAGCACUUCCGGAACCCAGACAUGCAGAAAAUCACUGCGUAACAGACCCCCAAUAGACUAUAGCCGCUUUGAACAUAUAUCGGAUGAAGAUUCUGAUGUCGAAAUAGUGGAAAAGGAUGUAAGUUCAACGAGACGCAGACAACAGCUACCGAAAGGAGUACUUCGAGGAUGUGCAGAAUGCAGUGACUGUCAAAAGGUUAUCGCAAAAUGGAAUCCAGCUGGUGCACGCAGGCCUGUUCUUGAUGAGGCUCCUGUUUUCUAUCCAACAGAGGAGGAAUUUGAAGACACUCUAAAAUACAUUGAGAGUAUACGGCCAAUGGCGGAACCAUAUGGUAUUUGCCGUAUUGUCCCACCAUCUUCUUGGAAGCCUCCAUGCCUUCUUAAAGAUAAAAGCAUAUGGGAAGGAUCAAAAUUCUCUACUCGGGUACAAAAGGUUGACAAGCUCCAAAACCGUAAAUCAUCAAAAAAGGGCAGAAGAGGUGGAAUGAUGAAGAGGAGAAAGCUUGCAGAGUCAGAGGAGAACAGUGCCACUGCUCACACUCAGACAGGGAUGCAGCAAAGUCCAGAGAGAUUUGGAUUUGAACCUGGGCCAGAGUUCACGUUACAGACAUUUCAGAAAUAUGCAGAUGAUUUCAGUAAGCAGUACUUUAGGAAAGAUACAUCGAUGGAUUCAGUACCAUCAGUGGAAGAUAUUGAAGGUGAGUACUGGCGCAUCGUUGAGGUUCCCACAGAAGAGAUAGAGGUGAUAUAUGGUGCUGAUCUGGAGACUGGAACUUUCGGCAGUGGUUUUCCAAAAUUAUCUCCUGAGACAAAAUCUGAUGCUGAGGAUAAAUAUGCACAAUCUGGUUGGAAUCUAAAUAACUUGCCUAGACUACAAGGUUCAGUUCUUUCUUUCGAGGGCGGUGACAUUUCUGGUGUUCUAGUGCCUUGGGUGUAUGUUGGCAUGUGUUUUUCAUCAUUCUGCUGGCAUGUUGAAGACCAUCAUUUAUACUCACUAAACUACAUGCAUUGGGGUGCCCCAAAGUUGUGGUAUGGAGUUCCAGGAAAGGAUGCUGUGAAUUUGGAAUCUGCAAUGAGGAAACAUCUACCUGAAUUAUUUGAGGAGCAACCUGAUUUGCUACACAACCUUGUUACCCAGUUUUCACCAUCGCUGCUGAAAUCUGAAGGAGUACAUGUAUACCGUUGUGUUCAGCAUGAGGGCGAGUUUGUCUUGACAUUCCCAAGGGCGUACCAUGCUGGUUUCAAUUGUGGCUUCAAUUGUGCCGAAGCUGUUAAUGUGGCUCCUAUUGAUUGGUUACCGAUUGGACAUAAUGCUGUAGAGCUUUAUCGUGAGCAAGCUAGGAAAAUAACCAUUUCUCAUGAUAAGUUGUUGUUGGGGGCUGCAAGAGAAGCAAUAAGAGCUCAGUGGGAUAUCCUAUUCCUCAAGAGGAAUACUGCUGAUAAUAUGAGGUGGAAGAGUAUAUGCGGAGCUGAUAGCACUAUAUUCAAGGCUCUUAAGGCACGAAUUGAGACAGAGUUGGUGCAAAGGAAAACUCUAGGUGUUCCAGCUCAAUCAAGGAAAAUGGAUGCUGAAUUCGAUUCCAUUGAUAGGGAAUGUGCCUUGUGCUACUAUGAUUUACAUCUUUCUGCUUCUGGCUGUCCAUGCUGCCCAGAGAAAUAUGCUUGCCUUGUACAUGCAAAGCAACUUUGCUCAUGUGACUGGGACAAAAGGUUUUUCCUAUUCCGCUAUGAUGUCAAUGAGCUAAAUAUCUUAGCUGAUGCUUUAGGGGGGAAAUUAAGUGCCAUUCAUAGAUGGGGCGUCUCUGAUCUUGGAUUAAGUUUGAGUUCAUGUGUCAAACGAGAAAAGGUCCAAGAUUCCAAGACUGUUCGCAGAUUAACUGAUGGUCCAAGAAGGUCUUACAUGUCACAGGCAUCAGCAGUAUCCUUGGUUUCUUCUUCUACUUCCAAUGAACAGAAAGAUGAAGGAAAUAAGAUCAUGAAGAUAGCUAGCCCACAGACAAAUAAUGUGUGCCCUUCUGUCGAGCAAAGGAAAUCAGAGAAUAUUUCACCAUUGAAGGAGCCAUGUGUAAGGAAUGAGUUGUCAUGUACAACAAAUUCUGAUAGUAACGGAUUGCAAUAUAAUGGAGGACUUGGAGGCCAUAAAGGAUCUGCACCAGGCUUGCCAGUUUCUUCUAGCCCAUCAUUUUCUUCCAACGUUGCAACAAGGCCCAUUAGUACUUCAAGUGUAUCCAUGAAAAUUGUGCAAGGCUUGGUGGCAUCUAAAAGUUGUAUACAAGCUUCCUCUCGAACUGGAGACAGUAGAUCAUUGCUUGGUGAGCAUCAUAACAGAUCACCGGCAAUGAUUCAUGAUGGAACCAACAUGAAGUCCAGUUUGGAAAGCUCAAACAAUUCUUGCAGGUUGAUUGCAUCUGACUAUAAUGCAACUCCGUGUCAUUCAUCCAAGGAUCAGGUAUUAGUAACACCAGGGACUAAUGCCUCAGUAGUGACUCUGAAAGAUAGCAGCCAGGUCCAUAGUGCGUCAAGUCAGCAGUUUGUCAGAACUGGCCCAUGGACACAAAGUGCUUCUCAUGAAGCAUCAUCACCUAGUACCUCUGCUUUGAAGCCUUCUUUAGAUCCCCCUGCCAUGAAAAAUCUGUAUGGGGGUUUUACUCAAGGCAGUGCCCAUCCUGGACCUCCAAGUUUCAGUAAUCAGCAACCAAAUGAUGGGCGUCUUCAAAGAACAUCUGAAUCUCUACCAGGUGUGGAAGCUAGAGCUAGGGGACAUCCAACUGUCACGGCACAGCCUGCACUAGAAAUUCACAGCAGGAAUGGAGGUGCACAGAAGGGUCCUCGCAUAGCCAAUGUUGUGCAUCGUUUCAAGUGCUCUGUUGAACCUCUCGAAAUUGGUGUUGUGCUAUCAGGGAGGCUGUGGUCUUCAAGCCAAGCAAUCUUCCCGAAAGGGUUUAGAAGCAGAGUGAAAUACUUCAGCAUUGUGGAUCCAAUCCAAAUGGCAUACUACAUAUCGGAAAUACUGGAUGCUGGGAUGCAGGGGCCUCUGUUUAUGGUAAAAUUAGAGAACUGUCCAGGUGAAGUUUUCAUUAACUUAUCUCCAACCAAGUGUUGGAACAUGGUCCGUGAAAGGCUGAACAUGGAAAUAAGGAGGCAACUUAAUAUGGGAAAAUCAAAUCUUCCUACAUUGCAGCCUCCAGGAUCAGUUGAUGGUCUUGAAAUGUUUGGUUUAUUAUCACCACCAAUAGUUCAGGCAAUUUGGGCGCGGGACAGAGAUCACAUCUGUACAGAGUACUGGAGAUCAAGGCCCCAUGUUCUCAUUGAGGAUCCAAACAAUCGGCAUAUGUUAUCUCAGGGUCCACCUCUCCUUGCCCUGAGGGGUCUCAUCCAAAGGGCUAACCGGGAUGAAUUGCAAGUCCUGCGGAGUUUGAUGACGAACAGCAACAAUUUGGAUGAUAGCUCCAGGCAACAGGCCGCGCACAUUAUCGAAGAGGAGAUUGCGAAGCAAUUGUGCUGAGAAGGGUAAAUACCGGCUGGCUGUUGUACUUUAGAUGGCAUGAAUAUUUUUUUUUCCGACAGGGUUAAGCAGAUCUAAAACCGAGGCUUGCUUCUCCCCUUGCCUUUCAUGCCCAUUCUUUCCAUUCUUGAGCCCAUACCAUAAGAUUUAUGCUUCAGGUGACUGUUGUUUCAUUGACUGACUUGUGUACAUACAGAUGUGUUGUGUUCCUAAAUGCUAGCCAGCUGCCUCAUCUUUCCUGUAAAACUCAUGUUGUGUUCAGCUGUCCAGUUAAGUAGGGUUGCUUCUAGUUCAGAGAUCUUUGGACAGUCAAAAUGUCCAUGCCAGAUGUAUCUGCUAUGUUAUUACUUUCCAGUCUAACAGUGAUUUUGUGCUGCUGCUAGCAGGCA